AUGGACAAUGAGAUACGCCAAGUCCCGCAGUCGCCAGUUUUGGUCAACAAUGAUUCUGGACACAAUAGGGAUAGCUGGAAGACUGCUCCCAGCUCACCAAAGGAAGACUUCAAAGUCAUGAUUGAUGCUAUCACCGAGGAACGCGAAAAUUCCACCAGCUACACAGGUACCUCUAGCGAAUCUCCAAACACGUCUCGACAAGAUUGUAGCGAAAAGUUCGAUCAUGUCGAACACAAUCCGGAUAUAGACGGUAUUGACUGGAGACCUGGCUUCAAGCAUCAAUUCCCAUGGCUCGGCUUCGCAGGACUUAUGGUCAUCCUCGUGGCCACCGCCGGAGCUGUAAUCAUACUGGCUACGUCUAACAAAAAGCGAGUCAAAGACUGGCCUUUUACGAAGUUCACCGCCCAACCCAACGUACUACUCAACAUUGCGAAUCAAGUUCAGAACCUGGGGCUGGUUACAUUGAUUGGUCAGGGGCUGGCUAUCGCAUGGUGGAGGACAGCCUUGCGCGGAAGCUCACUCCGGAAACUACAUCAGAAUCACGCGUAUUCUUACAGCUUCUAUGCGAUUAUCACUUCCGGUAGACACUUCAACAUUAUCGCUCUCGCUGCUCUUAUGACGAAGUUCGCCGUCAUCGACAGUACGCUAUUUCAAAAAGCGACAAAAACUAUCGUCACCCAGGAAAGUGACUAUAUGAACCACACUAUGACUGGGUUCAUCGAGAAAGACUGGCCAGCGAAUUCUGGUGGUAUACCCGGAGGGGACGGCAAUAUCAAGACCGUCAAUAAAGCUUGGGCUAACGUACUGGAUGCAUACAACGGCAAGAUCGCAAAUGGUAAGGUACAUGACACUCUUGACCAAACAAAGUCUUUUUGGGAUUGCCCUUUUCGACAAGAGUGUCAUGGCGCUAUUGAGGGCUUAGGCUUCUCAUUCAACUGCACCAAUACAUCCAGGCAGGUAGACUAUGGUUACGAAAGACGAGAAUCAGAGCUACAGGGCAUACCUCCAUCGGACAAUUCGUAUGCGCUAUGGGAUGUCAAGUUCAAUGCCUCGUGGCCAACGGGAACCAAACCGUACGCCAGCAUCGAUCUCGAGAUGCUCUACGUCGAUAGCAAACCUGGACAAGACGAGCACUCUUGUCCGGGUACUAUGACUAUCCGUAGGUGCGAGAUCAAGCCCGCCCUCGUUCAGUAUCCCGUUACUGUUAUGGUACCAAGCGAAGAAGAACUAAAAGGCAAAAACAUUGUCACACACAUCAAGUUCUCUAAUGAUUCCCGCCCCGAAAACUGGGAAAUUGGUGAGAGUCUCGACAACAUUACACAGAUCGACCAACUUGAAGUAAAAGAGACUGUCAAUCUCGAAGAGCAGUUCGGCAAACCCUCUACUAUCGGCGCUUUAACAUACAUCAUGAACAACCUCUAUGAAUCCUCAGCGAAUCUUACCUACAACAACGACACAUGGGAUAUUGUCGCUCGAGGCGCCUCGGCUCAGACUACUUUUUAUGGCCAAUCGGAUGAAACUCUCAAUCGUUGCUGGUAUAAUAUUAGCCAAGGUAAAGACGAUCCCGCCGUCGAGGUAUUGCGCAAACUCAACACCCUGAGCUUCGUGACAGCGUUGUACAUUACAGGCGCGCCUUUUUCCAAUAAAAGCUUAGACGGCGACCUCGGGAUGGCCAACCAAACAGUCAUCGCAUCAGUCACCGGUAUCGUUGAGCAAUACAAAACCUCAUACGCCUACGUCGCUGGCGCCCUCGUAGCAACUUUCGUCACUGUUAUGCUCGUCCUACCCGUAUAUUGGGGCUUCUGGCAGCUCGGCCGCAAGGUCACUCUUGGUCCGCUUGAAAUAUCGCAAGCCUUUGGUGCGCCCAUCAUCGCGCCUGACAAGACAAAAGCAUAUCAUGGCGACUUCGAUCAGGUACUUGAGGAUGUUGGGAAAAGGAGGGUGCAGUACGGACAACUCAAACAUGCGCCGCCGGGACAGAUGGGUCUUGCAGAGCCAGAGAGGGUCGUCGUGCCGAAAGCGAGUCACCGAUGGCGAGUGAGUGGGCAGAGGGAGAAUAGGAGGAUCGGACUUGGUGCAGCUAUCGGGGGUGUGGUGGCUGCUACUAUCGCAGGAAAUGCGAAGGGAUGA
This is a messenger RNA of Alternaria burnsii, 2130 nucleotides long. RefSeq lists its product as uncharacterized. The transcript has 2 exons. Lineage: Eukaryota; Fungi; Ascomycota; Dothideomycetes; Pleosporales; Pleosporaceae. Bases 1 to 2130 code for a protein of 709 amino acids. The record is from RefSeq and is a predicted model, not a curated record.